Molecule: messenger RNA, 4476 nt
Organism: Apis cerana (Asiatic honeybee)
Lineage: Eukaryota; Metazoa; Arthropoda; Insecta; Hymenoptera; Apidae
Gene: MAN1
Product: LEM domain-containing inner nuclear membrane protein MAN1
Biological process (GO): nuclear envelope organization; negative regulation of BMP signaling pathway
Molecular function (GO): chromatin DNA binding
Source: RefSeq, a predicted model, not a curated record
AUAGUGUGAACGAGUAUGCGCGUGAUCGCGACCGUUAGAAAAUUGCGCCAUUUUUUAGUUAUAACCAAGAUUAUUUUUUAAGUUGUGUAGUAUUAUGAAAAAUAUUCAUGAUAUUUUGAAACGUAAUACAUGUGCAGUUUAGUGAUAGUGCGAAUUUUCAUUUAUGUGAUUUGAACAAAAUUCUAAUUACAUUUCAUAAAAACGUAGUAAGAGCUUCGUAUUACACGAGGCAACAUUUUUACCGGGUUCUUUUAAGAAGAGCACUUUUUUUUGUAUAAACAAAAUGUCGGUGGAUGCUUUGAGCGAUUCAGAAUUGCGAAGUAAAUUGAUGGAAUAUGGAUAUCCUGUAGGUCCCGUAACACAAACCACUAGAAAAAUUCUUGUAAAAAAAUUAAAAAAUCUCAUUGAAACUCGAGGCGGUACAGGGUCACGACAUUCAUUAGCUGCCAGGUAUAGCAGUGAAGAUACAGAUGAUGAUACAAGUUCAACAAUUAAUAAAAAGAAAAAAGCAACAGUAAAUAUUAGAAGACAAACUCUAGCAAAUCCUAUGCCUCCACCAGCAUCAGUUUUAACAUCUUCUGAUGUAAACAUAUCAAAAAGUCCAAUUAAAGAUAAAACAACGCAUUCUGAAUUUAAAGAUCCUAUAAUACCAGAUUAUGAUAGUUCUUCACAAUUUACAACCCGUACAAUAACAAAAACUACUCAUAAAAAAUAUACAAAAACAAAUAAAUCAAGUGUAACUGAUGGCUUAGAAACUGGUUCAGAUUCAGAUGUUAUUGAAGAACCAAUUAAAACAUAUUCUCCAUCUAAAUAUUUAUCUAACACAGGAAAAUUUCAAGAACCUAAAAUCUAUGAGCAUAAUAUUUCUGAUCAAGAUCAAAUUCCAAAAUCAUAUGAUUCAAAACCAAAAUCUAUUCACAUAGUGAAAGAUAAUAAAUAUAGUGAAUCACUUUUUGAUUCAAACAUUUCUCCAAUACAUUCAUUAAAUGAAGAUACAUGUAUAAAAGAUAAUACAAAUCAAAGAGAUCUUCUGGCAAAUUAUGAAACACCAUUCUUAUCGGAAUUUACUAGGAGAUUAAGUUCACGAUCAUCCAUUAAUUUACCAUCUACAUCUUUAUCUACGUUAAAAAGUCCAUCACGAUUUACAUCAAAUGUACCAGAUUUAAAAGAAAAAGAUUCAAAUGGCCAUUUUUCUUCUUUAAGAUCAUUAUAUCCAUCAUCUAGUUCAAGUUCUAGACAUACAACAUCAUCUACCGAUAGAUCUCGAGAAACAGUGAACAGAAUGUUUAAACAAUCACCUACAAAUAGAGAAGAUGUACGGAAUAAUCACAAUAUGGUAUCUGUAAUUCUUGUAGUAGUACUUGCCUUAUUUUUUGGAAUUCUUGCUGUUAUAUACAUGGGACUUGGUGGAAAAACAGAAACUUUUUCAUCACUUUCAACGGAUAGCAACAUACCAUUAUGUUUUGUUGGAGAUGACUAUGAAUUACCUGGAGUUAAUUGUGUAAUGAAAGAAAAUGUAGAUUCCGUAUUGCAAUUGUUGAAGAAACUUCAACCUAUUUUAACAAAAAAGGCUGUAUCCAUGAUAUGUGAUAAUUCCAGUGAAACUCCUUAUUUAACUGAUUCUGAGAUCAUGCAAAUGUUUACAAGUAAUAAAGUGACAAGCUUGGAAGUAAAAGAAGAUUUACAAAAUGCACAGUUACUUGUCAUAAAAAAUCCGAAAUGGGGAAUUUCUCUUAUAGACAUAAGUGAUGAUAAUGGAAACUCCGGCAAUGUUUUGGAUUCUUUGGAAGAAUUAUUUUCUACUCGUCUAAAUGGGAAAGUUGGAAUGGUGAUAAUGAAUCCAGAGUUACCAAUGCAGUGUCUUGUUAAGAACAAACUUUUCACCAUAUUUUCUUCUCUUCUAAUUGUGUCACUUGGCCUUCUAGCAGCUAUAGGAAUGCAGAAAUUGUUUGUUUGGUAUAUAAGAUACAAGAAAAGUACAGAGAGAGAAGUUUUUAAACUUGUUAGUGAUAUUAUUAAUAUGGUUGAGAUGCACCAUCAAAAUGCAGCAAUUAGUUCUCCGGGCAGUACACAAGAAAGCUUUCUUGCUAUAAAUCAUAUACGUGAUAAUCUUAUACCUCCUAAAGAUAGAAAAAAAAUGGCUGGACUUUGGGAAAAAGCAGUAAAAUUUUUGGAUGAAAAUGAAUCCAGAAUUCGAAGAGAAGUACAACAAGUUUCAGGGGAAGAAUUUCACGUAUGGCGCUGGUUGCCUAAUAAUAGUCUUAAUAAAUCUAACAGUCAAAAUUUUGUUUUAAAUAAAAAAUCUAAAGUGUGGCAAGGUCAAGCUUUUGAAACAAUGGAAGGUUCUGUUAAUAGUUUGACUUGUUCACCAACACCCUGUUUAAAAAUAAGACAUAUGUUUGAUGCAGAUGUAGAAUUUGAAGAUGAUUGGGAAACAAAAGUUCAAGAUGCUAUUCUAGAGAAAUGUGGAGAAGGUGUUAAAAUUCUUCACAUUCGUGUAGAUCGCGGUAGUCGAGAAGGUUGUGUUUACAUGAAAUGUAUGUCACAAGAAGAUGCAGGAAAAGCUUAUAGAGCUUUACAUGGUUGUUGGUUUGAUGGUCACUUAGUAACUGUAAAGUACCUGAGACUAGAGAGAUAUUACGAGAGAUUUCCAGAUGCGCGUCGUUGUACAACACCAUUAAAACCAAGUAACAAUCAACGAUUAUCUAUGCAAGCAGAUUAUUAGUAGAAAUGUGGAUAUAAAUUGACGAAAUACCUCUUCGCUUGUAUAUAUACAAUUCUCAAACAGAAUUUGAAUUUUUUCCGCUGAAAUAAUUCUUUGCGGACCAGAAUUCGCAAGAUUUCUAUUUUUUGCUCUAAAAAAGAGUAGAAUUUCGUACUACUGCGCAGAAGUAUAGAAUUUGAGACUUGCGAUUGUGUAAUAGAAUUCUGUAAAGAAUCGAAUGAACAGAGACUUUUUUAUAAGCAUUUUUGUUUUGAUUAUGUUAUAUGACCUUUUUUAAGGUAUGAAAGUCGAAAAAAUAAGACUCAAGAUUAUACUAUUUAUGAAACUACUGUAAAAUAAGUGCGAAAAUAUUAUCAUUUUAAAUGUUGCAUUUUAUGGACAGUUCUUAAGUAGCAAUAUACAAAUUUAAGUAGCAUAUCCAAAUUAUUGUACUACAUAUAUUUUUAUUGUGUGUCAAAGAAAAAUUAAUUUAUGACGUAACAUCAUAUCAUGUUGAUAUAGGCGAUAAUUUUUUUAUAAAUUAUUAACAAAUUUUUGUAUUAAUAUUCAGUAAAAUAAUUAAUUUUGUUUAUAUGAAUAAUAUAUAUAAUACUUCAUUCUUGCGAAUUUCAUAAAAUAUAUAAAAUAUAAGUCAAAUGUAAAAAAAAAUUAAUUAUUAAAAAAAUUAUUUUAUUAAUUUUUAUUCUAUUAAUUAAAAUUAUUAAUUACUAAAAUAAAUUAUUAAAAAAUCAAAAUACUAAUAUAUAUAAUAUUAAAAUAAUAGAAAAUGAUCUGAAUUUGAUAAUUACAGUUAAUAUAAUAAUAUGUAUAUGUAUAUAAAUUAAUCAAAUAUAUAUAUUAUUUUUCAAUAAAUAAUACAGGAAAAUGAUUUUCAAUUUUUUGUGUGUAAAUACAGUUUAUUUUAUGUUUCAUAUCAAUGAUUUAAUACUUUUCUUUUAUGCACAAUUUCAUAUAACUGCUAAUGUAUAUUGCUACUUAAAAUAAAAAAUAAAUUAAAUUUUUGUAUUUUUUGUAUCUUUCAAUAAUUUUUUAUAUAUGUUUCUUAAAAAUGAAGUUCUGAAGAUAAUAUCAGACUUCUUCAAAUUAUUUAUCGUUACAUUUUUUUUGGAUAAAUAAUAUUAAAUGCAUAAAUUUAAUUAAUUACUAAUUGAAAUAAUUAAUGAAAAUAUAAUAGUAUGAAAUACUUUUGAGAAUAAUAAUACAUUACAGUACAAACACUCUCAUUCACUCACUCACUCACUCAGUCAAUCAGUCACACACUCUCUCUCUCUCUCUCUCUCUCUCUCUCUCUCUCUCUCUCUCUCUCUCUCUCUCUCUCUCUCUCUCAGAUCAAUAAAAAUCAAUAUUUUUAUUUGAAAUAUUCAAUAUAAUUUAUGUAUGAACAUUUCAUAUUUUUUUUCUAAAUUAUAUAUUACAUUUUCAUAUGUCAAGUUUAACAAUAUUUGAUAUAAAGGAAUAUAUUUAUGUCAAUAAUUUGAUGUAUACAAAUGAUAGUAAUAUUAAUGGACAAAUUAUAUGUAUAAUUUUAAUGUGAUUUAAAAAAAUUGAGAUAUAUUGAAUAUUUAAACAUAAAACAGCACAUAGCAAAUAAUAUCUAUAAAACAUCUAUAGAUCCAAAGUGCACAAAAUUUUUGAAUAAUUAAGACAAAUUUGAGAACAAUAGCUUUUAAUUAUUAUAACAAUACAUUUAAUAAUAAUGACAAUAUGUUGAUGUCAAUGAACAAAAGUUGAUUAUAAUGAUUUUAAGAAUA